AGCCGCCCCGCCCGGAGCCAAGAUGGCGGCGGCCGCGCGCGCGCUGCGGGUCCUUCCCCGUGCCCUCCAUGUCCCCAGCGCCACCCGGCAGCUCCACACCAGCCCCGUGUGCCUCAAGACGCGGGCGGCGCGGGUGCGCGUGGGCAAAGGUGACAAGUUGGUGACCUACGAGCAGGCGCACGCCCCCCACCACAUCGGGCACCGCAAGGGCUGGCUGUCCCUGCACACCGGGAACCUUUGUGGCGAGGCGGGCGCUGCCCAGCGGGCUCUGGAGGACGCUUUCCUGCGGCGCUUCCUGGCCGGGACCUUCCCGGGGCUCCUGCUGGAGCAGCCGGUGCUGAAGCGCCGCGGGAACCUGCUGGUGAUCUGUGCCCUGCUGGCGCGGGCACUGCCACCCCACAAGCUCUACUUCCUGCUGGGCUACGCCGAGACCCUGCUGGGCCACUUCUACAAGUGCCCCGUGCGCCUGGAGCUGCAGACCCUGCCCGCCCGCGUGCCCUACAAGUUCCUCUAGGGAACACACCUGGGAAUGUUCCUAAAAAUCCCAUAAAGGUUCCUUAAAAACCCGUAAAUGUUCCUAAAGGAAUGAUCUGGGGUAUCCUCAGUGUCCCCACAAGUUCCUCUAGGGAAUAAACCUACAAAUGUUCCUAAAUAAAUCCAUAAAUGUUCCUAAAA
Molecule: messenger RNA, 675 nt
Organism: Serinus canaria (Common canary)
Lineage: Eukaryota; Metazoa; Chordata; Aves; Passeriformes; Fringillidae
Gene: MRPS24
Product: mitochondrial ribosomal protein S24
Exons: 4
Coding region: 23-514 (163 amino acids)
Biological process (GO): translation
Cellular component (GO): mitochondrion
Source: RefSeq, a predicted model, not a curated record